Mercurialis annua (annual mercury) is the source of this 817-nucleotide messenger RNA. RefSeq lists its product as uncharacterized. The record is from RefSeq and is a predicted model, not a curated record. The coding region runs from base 79 to 342 and encodes 87 amino acids. Lineage: Eukaryota; Viridiplantae; Streptophyta; Magnoliopsida; Malpighiales; Euphorbiaceae. The transcript is spliced from 3 exons.
AAAAUAAAUUUUACUCCCUCGCUCGUUUUACACUACUAGCUCAUUUUCUCUCGCUUUUGCUCUUUAAUCCCGACGAAAAUGGCAGCAUCACCGGCAUCAAGAACCACAUUCCGACUAGUUAUAGCGAUUCUACUCAUAAUGCUUCUUUUCUACGUCGGCCGUCCUCUCUACUGGAAAAUCUCCGCCACUGUUCAAGAGAUCCGCCAAAAUAAACGCACCGUUCAACAAGGUAUUUCUCAAAUAGUUUACGAAGCUCAAAAAUCGGUUGGCUGGUUCCACGAUGAGUCUGAUUCUGGAGUCCGUGAAGAUCGUAAAGCGACGAAUCGGCGGUUACUCUUUUAAAGGUUUCAAACACGGAAUCAUUACUUAAGCUUAAGAAGGAUGAAAGGGAAAAGAAUUCUCAAGGACAAAACUUUGGCUAGUUGGCCUUAUUGUUCGGACCCAAGGACUAGAGCUCUUUUUAUAAGCCAUUGAUCUGUCUUUUGCUUAUAUUGUUGCAGCUGUGUUCUGUUCUUUAAAUAUCCACUUAGACAAAAAAACAUUUCCUUUUUUUAGAUUGUAAUUCUAUAUAGGAAGAAAAGUCAUUUAAACCCCUAAGGUUUGACUCGAAGAUUAAGUAAGCCUUCAACGUCUAAAAAGGUUCAAAUAUGUUUUUAACGUCUUAAAAAGUGAACAAACAUGCCUCCUGAUUUUGACAACCAAGCUCCCAGUGUCUUAUUUAUGAGUCAAAAUCGGGGGCUGAUUGUUCAUUUUUAGAGGCUCACUCAAUCCUGUAAACAAAGUUGAGUGGUAUAAAUAACCUUUUCCCUUCUAUAUA